AUGGCUCCCCAGGCAAAGAAGUCGGGCAAGGCCCAGAAGCAGACCAAGAAGUUCAUCAUCAACGCUCAGCAGCCCGCUAGCGACAAGAUCUUCGACGUCUCCGCCUUCGAGAAGUUCCUCCAGGACCGCAUCAAGGUCGAGGGCCGCACCAACAACCUGGGCGACAAUGUCGUGAUCCAGCAGGCCGGCGAGGGCAAGAUCGAGGUCAUUGCCCACAACGAGCUCUCUGGCCGCUACCUCAAGUACUUGACGAAGAAGUUCCUCAAGAAGCAGCAGCUCCGCGACUGGCUCCGCGUCGUCUCCACCUCGCGCGGCGUCUACGAGCUCAAGUUCUUCAACGUCGUCAACGACGAGGCCGACGAGGACGACGAGUAA
Purpureocillium lilacinum is the source of this 375-nucleotide messenger RNA. Its product is annotated as 60S ribosomal protein eL22. Gene Ontology annotation, molecular function: RNA binding; structural constituent of ribosome. Gene Ontology annotation, biological process: cytoplasmic translation. Gene Ontology annotation, cellular component: ribosome. NCBI's taxonomy places the organism in Eukaryota, Fungi, Ascomycota, Sordariomycetes, Hypocreales, Ophiocordycipitaceae. The record is from RefSeq and is a predicted model, not a curated record.